Diaporthe amygdali is the source of this 1743-nucleotide messenger RNA. RefSeq lists its product as uncharacterized. Gene Ontology annotation, molecular function: transmembrane transporter activity. Gene Ontology annotation, biological process: transmembrane transport. The transcript has 6 exons. Bases 1 to 1743 code for a protein of 580 amino acids. The record is from RefSeq and is a predicted model, not a curated record. NCBI's taxonomy places the organism in Eukaryota, Fungi, Ascomycota, Sordariomycetes, Diaporthales, Diaporthaceae. Gene Ontology annotation, cellular component: plasma membrane.
AUGGAGCUGCACCCGCCCGUCUUGGUCGGACGGGCGGAUAUUUUGUGGGCGAGGGAAUACCAGGGCCAGGGCCAUUACGUGGCCGCUGGAUCGUUGCCAGCGGAACAGCCUAUGAUUCUCAGUGACAUCGUUGAUGUGGAGGAGGCCAGACUCGAUUUGGUUUGGCGCUGGGGUAAUUACCUGAAGCCAAGCUCCGUGACCAUGUUCACCAAGAAGUCUUCCCCAACCUCGGCCGAGGACACCGGCAUUGAUGUCCGCCGCGAUGGAGUCGGAGUCAAGGAGGGCGGAUCCCCCACCGGGCUCUACCCCCAGGAAAGAGAGGCCGGCUACUCGGACGACUACGACGAGCUCGGCGUCGCGUGCCCACCGCACACGACCGAGAGGAAGCUCAUGACCCGCAUCGACCUGCACCUCCUGCCAUUCAUCAGCAUCCUGUACCUGCUCGCCUUCCUGGACCGCGUCAACAUCGCCAACGCCAAGUCCUUUCACCUGGCCGAGGACCUGCGGCUCGGGGGCACCGAGUACAACACCAUCCUGGUCAUCUUCUUCGUCCCCUACGUCUUCUUCGAGAUCCCCUCCAACAUCCUCCUCAAGAAGCUGUCGCCCAGAAUCUGGCUUUCGUUCUGUGGUAUUGCGUUUGGGCUGGUGACUGUCUUCCAGGGGCUGACGCAGAACUAUUCCGGAAUCCUCGCUACACGAUUCUUCCUAGGAGUUUUUGAAUGUGGAAUGUUCCCUGGUUGUUUUUAUCUCCUAGGGAUGUGGUACAAAAGGAGCGAAGCACAGAAGCGCUUCACCUUCUUCUUCGCCUCGACCAGUCUCGCGGGUGCUUUCGGAGGUCUGUUGGCCUCCGCGAUUGGCAAGAUGGAUGGACUUAGAGGCUACCACGGCUGGCGCUGGAUCUUCAUCAUCGAGGGCGCCAUCACGGUGCUCGUAUGCCUGGUCUUCCUCUUCACCUUCCCGGCCUUCCCGGAGCAGGCCAAGUGGCUCAGCGAGCCCGAACGCGACUACGUCCGGGCGCGGCUGCAGGCCGACCUGGGCCACAACGCGGCCGAGCGCAAGGUCACCCUCAGCGACGUGCUCACCGUGCUGCGGGACCCAAAGGUCAUCGUGGGCGGCUUCAUGUACUUCGGGCUCAUCGUGCCGGCCUAUGGCUACGCUUACUUCGCGCCAUCCAUCAUCCAGGCCUAUGGCUACUCGCCAAUCGAGACCCAGCUGCACAGCGUGCCGCCCUGGGCCGUCGCCUUCGGCUUCAGCAUGCUCGUCGCCUUCAUGUCCGACUUCGCCCGCCACCGCUUCCUCUUCACCAUCGUGCCCAUCUGCAUCGCCAUCAGCGGCUUCGCCAUCCUGCUGACUGUGCACGACCGCGUCAGCGUUAAGUACGGCGCUUUAUUCUUAGUUGUAAUGGGAACCUACUCAGCAAUGCCUGUAAUCGUGUGCUGGUUCAAUAUGAACCUUGGCGGGCACCACCGGCGGGCCAUCGGGUCGGCGUGGCAGAUCGGCUUCGGGAACAUCGGCGGCAUCAUCUCCACGUAUUCGUUCCUGGCCAAGGACGCGCCGUUCUACAAGCCGGGCUACAGCAUCUGCAUCGGCUUCAUCUGCCUGAGCGCCGUGAGCUGUUGCGUCUAUGCCGCCCUCAUCACGUGGGAGAACCGCAAGAGGGAUAGGACGGUGCGGGCGAACCUGACUGACUAUGAGAAGACGGAGCUAGGCGAUUUGAAUCCUGAAUUCAGAUACAUGCUCUGA